ACCACAGACUCGGUCCCAUAGUGCACCGCGGGCAAGCCAAGAUGGAGGAUUUAAUGGUGGAGGUGCGCGGCUCUAAUGGAGCCUUUUAUAAGGCAUUUGUGAAGGAUGUGCAUGAUGAGGCUUUAACUGUUGCUUUUGAAAACAACUGGCAACCUGAGCGGCAGAUUCCUUUCCAUGAUGUUCGAUUUCCACCACCAGCAGACUAUCACAAAGACAUUAACGAAGGUGAUGAUGUUGAGGUGUAUUCUCGAGCAAAUGAAAAAGAACCUUGUGGCUGGUGGUUGGCAAAAGUUAGAAUGAUGAAGGGUGAAUUUUAUGUUAUAGAAUAUGCCGUCUGUGAUGCCACUUUCAAUGAAAUAGUUACAGUGGAGCGGCUACGACCUAUUAACCCUAAUAAACCUGCAACAAAAAGCACAUUCCACAAAGUAAAACUUGAUGUUCCAGAUGACCUGAGGCGUGUAUGUGCCAAUGAAUCUGCACAUAAGGAUUUUAAAAAGGCUGUUGGCGCUUACUGUGUGUACUUUGAUUCAGAAAGUAAUCAACUAAUUGUUUUGUCAACCAACGAAAUGACAGCAAAGCGAGCAAGCAUGUUGAGUGACAUGCAUUUCAGAAGCAUCCGGACGAAGUUGACUCUGAUGUUGAGAAAUGAAGAAGCCAGCAAGCAGCUGGAGAGCUCCCGACAGCUUGCGUCACGCUUCCACGAGCAGUUUGUUGUACGAGAAGAUCUCAUGGGUCUUGCCAUCGGUACGCAUGGAGCCAACAUCCAGCAAGCUAGGAAAGUGCCAGGCGUCACUGCAAUCGAACUGGAUGAAGAGACUUGCACUUUCCACAUCUACGGUGAGGACCAGGAGGCAGUCAAGCAAGCCAGAAAUUAUCUCGAGUUUACAGAAGACUCUGUACAAGUACCAAGAAAUCUAGUAGGAAAAGUAAUAGGCAAAAAUGGAAAGCUCAUACAAGAAAUUGUAGACAAGUCAGGAGUUGUCCGUGUGAGAAUCGAAGGAGAUGGUGACAAAAAGAUUCCACGUGAAGAGGGCAUGGUUCCAUUUGUGUUUGUUGGAACAAAGGAGAGCAUAAGCAAUGCACGUGUUCUAUUGGACUACCAUCUGAACUAUUUAAAGGAGGUUGACCAGCUACGCAUGGAACGCUUACAGAUUGAUGAGCAACUUCGGCAGAUGGGUGCAGGAUUGAGGACCCCUGCAAACCGUCCCGACAAAGAAAGGGGCUACUCGACCGAUGAAAGUACAAGUUACUUGCGCGGGGGCAGACCUUACAGUAGUCGAGGGCGUGGCAGACGCGGUCCAGGCUAUGCAUCAGGUAAUAACUCUGAGGCAUCCAAUGCCUCCGAGACUGAAUCUGAGCACAGAGAUGAGCUGAGUGAUUGGUCACUGGCGCCAACAGAUGAAGAAAGGGAACCAUACUCACGCCGGGGUGACAGCCGCAGGAGAGGGAGUGCUGGCCGUGGCCGUGGUGGAGGUCGUGGCCGUGGGAGCAACAAAAAUCCGUCAGCAACUUCAGAUGAAUUCUUGAGGGCAGACAUCCGUAAACGCAACUCAUCAAGAGAUUCAAAAACCAGGACGACAGAUGGCUCAUUGCAGAUUGGGAAGCCUCUAUAUGGGGAAUCACAGAUCAGAAUUGACAGCAAUAAUGAAAGGAGUGUCGUGACAAAAGCUUCCCACAGCCCAAAUGUUUUCAGUGAGAGCACUCGACAGCGUGUGGGCAAGGAGCGUGCUCAGAAAAAGGAGAAGCCAGAGAGUCCCACAGAAAACCAGCAAGUCCUGGUCAAUGGAGUAUCUUAAAUCUCAUUCCUGUAAAGUGACGUUCUCUCUAAAUUUCCAUUCAUUAACCAUACAAACCGGAUGCUUACAUGUCAUUUAGAGAAACCUAUUAGGCCAAAGACAUGAAACUCAUUUGUGCACAAUUGAUGCACAUGGUCCACAUUGUCUUUUGGUGGACAGGUGGAACACUUGUGAUGUAACCAUUUUCAUUUCACUUAGCAAAACUCCUUUUUAAAGAAAAGAUUUACAACAGAGUAUAUUGUUUGAUCUGUGCCUUCAAUAUAACUUGCCAGAAGGGGGUAACCUUACUAUAGUUGCAGAAAUCAGGGAAGCUAAAUGAGCAGAAGACAGUUGCAUUGUAUUAUACAUCUAUGUAGAUAAAAAGUGUGGUUAAAUAUUGGGGAAUCUUUACAGAAGAAUGCAUGCUUUUCAUGAUUUCAUGAUUUUCCUUAUAUAUGCAUCUAGCUGAACAGUAAAGGAUCAGAAAUCCUUGCACUGAAGUUUGUAUGGCAUUGAUCAGACUGUGGGAGGGCACUUUUUUCUUUACACCUCUGCAUUUGAUGUACAAGAGUAAAUGUAAAGAAUUAAAUAGUGUACUGUUUGAAAGGCAUAAAAUGCCUGAAGAUUGUUGCCAAACUGAUGAUUUGUAGUUAUUUAUUUUUGGGAAUGUACAGUAUUUGGGGAGGAAAAAGCUUUGUUUAUGUACCUGUCCACUAUGGGCUAUUGUGUUAACUUAGUGUAGAUGAUUAACAAAGGUAGAUUGACCUUACAGUAUAUGAAUCUGCAACAGGGGCAAUAUUUUUCUCUGUACAUAGUAGUGAAAACAAAUAAUUUGGUUUUAUGUUGAUAUUGUUUGGUUGAAGUGCAAUAUAUUUUGUAUGCAAGCAGUUUCAAUUAAUAAAGUUUGAUCUUCCUCUGCUGACUGUAGGACAAAAUUUACUUCCUGCUAAUUUGCCACCAUACAAUUUAAUUGUAGUGGUUAUUAAAGGAAAUGACAGAACAUGAUGUUGCAGUAUAUAAAUUACAAGGCUUGCAUUGUUUUUUUAUUCCGUUUUCAUUGUCAUAUGUUAUUUGGUUGUACAAGUCAUUAUAAUUUUCAGAACUACAUUGCCCCAAAGUUUGGUGACAGUCGUGAAAUCAAAACCAUCUGUGUCACCAUCGCUAUUUUUCUGAAACUGGUGCAAAUUCUAGAAUCUGCACAUGCAUAAUUGAACACAAAAAUCCCAUAGUUACUCUGGUUCGGUGCCAUUCUGCAGAUGGUGUAAUGUUGAAGUAUCCCUCAAUUACAAUUAAUUGGAAAUCACUGAAGUGAUAAAAACUUGUCGUUUUUAUGCUAUUUUGCAUUAAAAUCCCUUGACAAAUGCACAGAAUGAGAAUCCUUGUAGAAUGAGGUGCAGUUGGGUAUUAAAUGGCACACUAAGUUCAUAAUAAUUGCUGAAAACCCUGAUAGUGCAAACUUAUAUUUGUGGAAUGUUAAAUUUCGUAUUCUUUAAAGAGUUGUUUAUGAUUCUAUAGCUUCUAAUUUAAUUCCAUGUGUAUUGUUUUCUGUCAAGUUCAAUUAAAAGUGAAGGAUAAUCAGUG
Stegostoma tigrinum is the source of this 3356-nucleotide messenger RNA. It is a transcript of the gene fmr1, whose product is annotated as fragile X messenger ribonucleoprotein 1. The record is from RefSeq and is a predicted model, not a curated record. The transcript has 16 exons. Gene Ontology annotation, biological process: DNA damage response; regulation of modification of synaptic structure; anterograde axonal transport. Gene Ontology annotation, cellular component: axon; dendritic spine neck; neuronal ribonucleoprotein granule. Bases 42 to 1796 code for a protein of 584 amino acids. Gene Ontology annotation, molecular function: mRNA 3'-UTR binding; translation regulator activity; protein homodimerization activity. NCBI's taxonomy places the organism in Eukaryota, Metazoa, Chordata, Chondrichthyes, Orectolobiformes, Stegostomatidae.